Messenger RNA from Mollisia scopiformis, 891 nucleotides. RefSeq names its product septum-promoting GTP-binding protein 1. The record is from RefSeq and is a predicted model, not a curated record. Gene Ontology annotation, biological process: regulation of exit from mitosis. Gene Ontology annotation, molecular function: GTPase activity; GTP binding. Gene Ontology annotation, cellular component: spindle pole body. The transcript is spliced from 3 exons. The coding region runs from base 1 to 891 and encodes 296 amino acids. NCBI's taxonomy places the organism in Eukaryota, Fungi, Ascomycota, Leotiomycetes, Helotiales, Mollisiaceae.
AUGGAGACAGACGGCGGAUAUGAACAAAGAGGGGAGGUUCAGGAUGAAGCAAUGGGAGGCACCGACGAAGCACAUACCCCCACAAGAAGACAUACACAAUCGCAGUCUGCAGACUUCCCUUCACGCCACGGUUACUCUGCCUCUCCGACCCUAGACAUCGACCCAAAUGCCAGAUAUCCCACCCCGCCUACGUCUUUCCCACCAUCAAUCUCGAGACCAAACUCUGGCUUAUCUGGAAAUGGCGGCUACAUGCAGUCCUCAUACCAGGAUCAGAGUGCUCGCGGAACCACAGACCAAAGUCGGAACAAGAAUAGCGUUGUGAUCAAAGUUGGCAUGGUUGGAGAUGCCCAAAUAGGCAAAACAUCUCUGAUGGUAAAAUAUGUUGAGGGUAGCUGGGACGAAGAUUAUAUCCAAACACUUGGGGUUAACUUCAUGGAGAAGACAAUCUCAAUACGCAACACCGAGAUCACGUUUUCAAUUUGGGAUCUGGGAGGACAACGGGAGUUCGUGAACAUGCUUCCAUUAGUAUGCAACGACGCUGUUGCUAUACUUUUCAUGUUCGACCUGACGAGGAAAAGCACACUGAAUAGUAUCAAGGAGUGGUACCGACAAGGCAGAGGAUUCAACAAGACGGCGAUCCCGUUUUUGGUUGGCACGAAAUAUGAUCAUUUCGUCAAUUUCCCAAGAGAAGACCAAGAAGAGAUCUCGAAUCAGGCACGAAGAUUCGCAAAGGCAAUGCGAGCAAGCUUGAUCUUCAGCAGCACAAGUCACAGCAUCAACGUCCAAAAAAUCUUCAAAAUCGUCCUCUCCAAAGCCUUCGACCUAAAAUGCACCAUCCCCGAAAUCGAAAAUGUCGGCGAGCCCCUCCUCAUCUACCAGUCCGUCCAAUAG